GGUGGAACGUGGGCGCGGGGAGACAGGUGGUGACUACGACGGCGAAGGGAGCUGAGACUGGGUCCAGGCAGCCAAACCAGGCCAGGAGCAUCAUGUGAAUGGGCCAAAGGGCUCCCAGGCUGGGCAGGGAUCAUGGGCUGUAGCUGCAGCUCAAACCCUGAAGACGACUGGAUGGAAAACAUCGAUGUGUGCGAGAACUGCCACUAUCCCAUAGUCCCACUGGAUGGCAAGACCACGCUGCCCAUCCGGAAUGGCUCUGAAGUCCGGGACCCACUGGUCACCUAUGAGGGCUGCAACCCACCAGCCUCUCCAUUGCAAGACAACUUGGUUAUUGCCCUGCACAGCUAUGAACCUUCCCAUGAUGGAGACCUGGGUUUUGAGAAGGGUGAACAGCUCCGUAUUCUGGAACAGAGCGGUGAAUGGUGGAAGGCUCAGUCCCUGACCACCGGCCAGGAAGGCUUCAUCCCCUUCAACUUCGUGGCCAAAGCAAACAGCCUGGAGCCUGAGCCUUGGUUCUUCAAGAAUCUGAGCCGUAAGGACGCAGAACGGCAGCUUUUGGCGCCAGGGAACACACACGGAUCCUUCCUGAUCCGGGAGAGCGAGAGCACUGCUGGAUCCUUUUCACUGUCUGUCAGGGACUUCGACCAGAACCAGGGCGAGGUGGUGAAACAUUACAAGAUCCGUAACCUAGACAACGGUGGCUUCUACAUCUCCCCUCGUAUAACUUUUCCCGGCCUACAUGAACUGGUCCGCCAUUAUACCAAUGCCUCUGAUGGGCUGUGCACGCGAUUGAGCCGUCCUUGCCAGACCCAGAAACCUCAGAAGCCAUGGUGGGAGGAUGAAUGGGAGGUGCCCAGGGAGACGCUGAAGUUGGUUGAGAGGCUGGGGGCCGGACAGUUUGGGGAAGUCUGGAUGGGGUACUACAACGGGCAUACGAAGGUGGCCGUAAAGAGCCUGAAGCAAGGGAGCAUGUCCCCUGAUGCCUUCCUGGCUGAAGCUAACCUCAUGAAGCAGCUGCAGCACCAGCGGUUGGUCCGGCUUUAUGCAGUUGUCACCCAGGAGCCCAUCUAUAUCAUCACCGAAUACAUGGAGAACGGGAGCCUAGUAGAUUUUCUCAAGACCCCUUUAGGUAUCAAGUUGUCCAUCAACAAACUCUUGGACAUGGCAGCCCAGAUUGCAGAGGGCAUGGCAUUUAUUGAGGAACGGAACUACAUCCACCGUGAUCUUCGGGCUGCCAACAUCCUGGUGUCUGACACAUUGAGCUGCAAGAUUGCAGACUUUGGCCUCGCACGCCUCAUUGAAGACAAUGAGUACACAGCCAGAGAGGGAGCCAAAUUUCCCAUUAAAUGGACAGCACCAGAAGCCAUUAACUAUGGGACCUUCACCAUCAAGUCAGAUGUGUGGUCUUUUGGGAUCCUGCUGACAGAGAUUGUCACCCAUGGCCGCAUUCCUUAUCCAGGGAUGACCAAUCCUGAAGUGAUUCAGAACCUGGAGCGAGGCUACCGCAUGGUGCAACCUGACAACUGUCCAGAAGAGCUGUAUCACCUUAUGAUGUUGUGCUGGAAGGAGCGCCCAGAGGACCGGCCCACCUUUGACUACCUUCGCAGUGUGCUGGAGGACUUCUUCACGGCCACAGAGGGCCAGUACCAGCCCCAGCCAUGAAGGCCUAGGUGGCCCAAGACCUCCCCCCAUCCUACUGCCCUGACUUGGGGAGAUGGAAUUCUUGAAGCAUAUCCAUGUAGCCUAUGCAAACAUGGACUCUGCACAUGAAUCCAUACAGUGUUUGUCUUGUACACACGUCCUGUAGUUAUGUGAGUUCUAUACAUGUGCCUUGUACAUGUGGAGCCUGUGUGUCUUGGAUACCAUCUGAAGUGUUUCUUUCUGGACCCUCCCAUUUCCUGAGACCACAGAGGGGAGAAAGGCUUGUGGUCGACAUAGGCUUCUAUCACUUUUCCUUCUUUUUUUUUUUUUUUUU
Molecule: messenger RNA, 1975 nt
Organism: Nannospalax galili (Upper Galilee mountains blind mole rat)
Lineage: Eukaryota; Metazoa; Chordata; Mammalia; Rodentia; Spalacidae
Gene: Lck
Product: LCK proto-oncogene, Src family tyrosine kinase
Exons: 13
Coding region: 133-1662 (509 amino acids)
Biological process (GO): protein phosphorylation; B cell receptor signaling pathway; T cell differentiation
Cellular component (GO): extrinsic component of cytoplasmic side of plasma membrane
Molecular function (GO): non-membrane spanning protein tyrosine kinase activity; signaling receptor binding; ATP binding
Source: RefSeq, a predicted model, not a curated record